Messenger RNA from Anopheles nili, 2241 nucleotides. RefSeq lists its product as uncharacterized. The record is from RefSeq and is a predicted model, not a curated record. Lineage: Eukaryota; Metazoa; Arthropoda; Insecta; Diptera; Culicidae. Bases 1 to 2241 code for a protein of 746 amino acids. The transcript is spliced from 4 exons.
AUGUCUUUUGGUCCACCGCGAAAACCAACCGGACCGCCACGGCAGGCUCGUCUUGGUGUCGUGAAAAAAACGGUCAGUAAAACAGUGCCUUCGAGCAAUGCUCCAAAAGCACAGCAAGCCGCGAAAACGAAGCCAGCUCCUGUGGUGGCCACUAGCGCGCCAAAGAAAACUGCAACUGCAGCACCUAAGCCGAUCCCUGCUCCGAAACCUCCCACGCCGGAUCCUGUUUAUGAUUAUGAGUCGGAUUUUGAAUCCGACGAAAGUGUGCCCAGUGGGCGCAGCUCAAGUUCGGAGAGUAGCGUCGAAAACGUAGAAUCCAACGGCUCUUCUUCGGAAGGAGGCGACGAUGAGGAUGAAGGGGAGCCAGAGGCAAAUGCUGGAAGCGUGGAGGAAACUGGCGUUCCUACGAAUCCGGUGGCAAUGGUGGUGGAAACCCAAAGACGACCCGUGAACCCAAGAACCACCCGAAGUGUUGAUAUUUUGAGUAAAAUAUCACUGAACGAUAUCUCGAUGGAGCUGUACAAGUUUGAUCCCGAAGAGUACGCGGAACUGAGGACAAACUUUGGCGUCACGAGUACGGUUGUGCACGGGAAGCAUAUUCAAACCGACUGCAGCGUGGUAUCGAUCGCAUCACAAACAUCUGGAAUUGCUGUAAGGAGCCGGUCGACCUGCAUGCACGAAGGUUUUCGUUAUUCACCUAUCGAGGAAGAACAUUCGAUCGAUAGGGUGGAGGAAGAUGACGACGAUUCUAGCGUGCAGAAUUACAGCAGCUUACAAAACAUUGAGCGUAUGUUUUCUACGUUGAACGGCGCUUUGGAACGACGGUUCUCGAAGGCAACUGUUGUGCGGAAGCAAGGACCUUUAAGUAUAGCUGCAGCUCCGGAAACCACACGAAAACGCAACCAGCAAAGAAGCAUCCUUCAGCUAGUAAGGAAAGUUGCGCCAACGUUUGACGCAUUGUUGGAAUCGAGACAUUUCCGCUCGGAAAACAAUAAGAAUGCAAGUGGUGCUAAUGUUCCAGAUACCCCCAUGCAUACAAGGGAGCAGUUUUCGAACGUUGGACGUACACCUUUGCCCGAAGUGGUUCGGUCUUUUAAUGCGGGAAAAAUGUCUCCGGAGUUUGAGAUAAAAUUGAAACAUAACACCGACGUAGAGCGAUCGGAACAAGCGGAUACAUUUGUGCUUGAGUUCUGGGCACGGGGAACCUAUUCGAGACCUAUGUAUCGAUUUGGAUCAUGGUGUUCGAUCGUCUGCGUGGAUUACGAGUCUCACAAGCACAUGAUGGUCUUCGGUGGUACUAGCGAUGGCACACUACAAAUGUGGCUGGGAGAUGCUGGUCGGUGUCGUAAUGAAGUCCUGGCACCUCACCAAAUCGUUGCACCAACCGUGAAACAAAAGUACAAGCUCAGCUGCUGGGAGAUGGUAACGGUGAAAGUGCUCCCGGUGCCAGUAGUGCGAGAUAGUGCACUUGAUGCUGGAACUGCAAAUGCUUUUAAUCAGGUGUUUGGCCUGUUUUCCUCGGGCAUCAUCAUAGUGUGGGACGUGCAUGUGGAAAACCGAAGCAAUAUCAGCGAUGCUCUUAACGCAACACUUGGAACAUCGAGCGUUUUGUUAGUGCAAUCGAAGGUGAUUGAUUUGAGCAGUCGCAUUGGGAGCCGUAUGCCGUACGAUACGCUGCGUUCGUUUGAGAACCUUUUGCUGCAUGAUCACCAUCAGAUGGUACUAUCUAGCAACCACACUGUGAUUAGAUUGAGCCACUUCGUUCAAUCGGAAUACGACCCUGUUUUGCUAGUACAACCGGACGAUUCUAACUCCAUCCUGAAUCUUAAGCGGAUGGUUCAAGCAAACGAUACCCUCUUCGCGCUGUACUCGAAUAAAACCGUCCAUGUGUUAAAGCUUUGUGCAGAACUAGAUAAUGGCUACUCCUCUCGGAACCAGCUUCAUCAACACGAUGAUCAGCCUAGCCUAAUGUUGAACGUUUGCACGAACAAAUCCUGCACCAUUCAGAGCAUUGUGCACGACGAAGCCAAGCGAUAUGGCAAUUCUAGUGGCGCUGGUGAGAGUCGUGCCGAUGGUGGAUCAAUUGCAACCAAAGUAAACGACGUGGAAAAUAGGGAUGAGCAUGCUUUAGCUAAACCAAGGUUUCACCAUGGUCAGCAGAUAUUGUUUUUCGAAGCACAGCAUCCGGAGGGCAUUCUGAACGAUGUAAAAAUUGGUGAUAGGCCAACCGUAUCUUAUUGA